Messenger RNA from Trichoderma harzianum CBS 226.95, 903 nucleotides. RefSeq lists its product as hypothetical. The record is from RefSeq and is a predicted model, not a curated record. Gene Ontology annotation, cellular component: cytosol. The transcript has 3 exons. Gene Ontology annotation, molecular function: oxidoreductase activity. NCBI's taxonomy places the organism in Eukaryota, Fungi, Ascomycota, Sordariomycetes, Hypocreales, Hypocreaceae. Bases 1 to 903 code for a protein of 300 amino acids.
AUGGCUGAAGACCCUCUUGCUGGACUUGACGAGGACUUUCUCCUCUACGCUCAGGCCUUUACUAAAGAACUGCACCGGGAUGUCUACCCUUCGAUAGACCCAACAAGUCCCGCAUUGUCGCAAGCGGGCAAAGUCGUAAUAAUCACCGGUGCAAGCAAAGGAUUAGGACGAAGGGGAUUCGUGCCGUCCUUUGCCAAGGCGGGAGCUAAAGCAAUUGUGCUUGUUGCCCGCAACUCUGCUCAGCUGCAAGAAUCGGCCGAGGCGCUGACACAAGAAUACCCAAACACAAAGUUCUUGCCCCUUACGUGCGAUAUCAAGGACGAGGCGUCUGUGAGGGCUGUGUUUCGACAGAUCAAGGAGGCAUUUGGGACUGCCGAUGUUUUGGUGAACAAUGCGGGUACCCCAGACGAUGUCAAGCCUUUGCGGCACGCCAACAUUGACAAUCUUUGGCACGGAAUUGAAGUCAACAUCAAGGGCACCAUUCUCAUGACGCAAGAAUUCCUCAAUCUGGUGGGCACAACUAAAGAGGCCACCAUUGUCAACUUGUCGUCCGCCAUGGCAUUUGUACCUCUACCUGGACAGGCCAGCUAUACUCUGUCUAAACUUGCGAUUGCGCAGCUGUCUGCGUUUAUUGCUCUGGAGAACCCCAACGUGCGGGCCGUCAGCGUUCAUCCGGGAACAGUCAUGACAGACCUCUUGACUCCAUCUCUCCAAAAAUUUGCAAAGGACGCGCCGGAGCUAGUGGGCGGAUUGUCCGUCUGGUUGACGACCAAGGAUGCAGCUUUUUUGAAUGGUCGAUAUAUCACUGCAAAUUGGUCUGUAGAUGAGCUGGUGCGCCGUCAAGCGGAGAUUGUUGAUGGGAAGAAGUUGGUGAUUAACCACACAGGAGAACUUGCGUACUAG